CAGACUUUCACUGUCAUUCACACACCUGAGGAAGAGACAGUCUGAGGACGGCCACACUCUUAGAAAACCACAAGAUGUCAGGACCGAAACAGACAGUAACCGCCUUCUCCACCACUCUGGUUGCAACGUUGCUCAUCCUCUCCACUGUGGCUCAGUCAGCAGAACCUUCAGACAACCUUCAACCAACACAACGGACACUCAGCCUGGACCUUGCAGAGCCCACGAACACUGCACUACCUGUAAAUGGCAGUGGUGUGGAGGAGCCUCGUGUUCUCAGGACGGCAAAACCCUGUAAAGACGAAGAUGCUGACUACUGCCUGAACGGACAGUGCAUGUACCCACCUGACAGCGAUACCCCUGCCUGCACGUGUGACGUGUCCUAUAGCGGCCCUCGCUGUGGUCUGUUGACUCACCAGGCGACGCAGUGCAAGUUUGCCGUAGCAGAGGAGGUGAUUGGCAUCUGUGUGGGCGUGGCCUUGCUCGUCUGCUGCCUCGCUGUCGUUCUCUACUGCUGCAUCAAGAGAAGGUGUGAAAAAAAAUAUCUCCCCUAUAAGACCUACGGUGGCUCGGAGAACUCAGUUUAGUUUGAUCCCUCUGUCUCUUAUUCAUCACCAUCAUCAUCAUCACCAUCAUCACAAUAUCUUCCCAUAACAAAUUAAGGCUAUUUAUUGAAAUAUCUAAAAAAUAAGUUAUAUAUUUUUUUUAAUGUUAACAUGUAUUUCAUAUUUUUUUGUAAUAAAUGUUUUUAAAUCGAAUAACUAUUGUUUGAAGAUGUUGUUGAAUGUUCUAUACAGAAGUCAACGUCCUUAUGGUCAUUUUAACACCAUGGUUAGCGCUACACGCCCUGUGUUAACUUGUUACCUCAUUUCACCACUAGAGGUCAGAGUUUUCUUGUUCUGAUAUUCCAUCCUAUUGAAAAGUUUCCUAAAACAGCCGGGACACGAACAGGUCACAAUGAAAGGAAAUCAAGUCUUAUGUCACAGAUGGCAACUUAUUCCCUAUAGAAGAUCUGUUGCUAACAAGCACCCUUUGUCCUGGUUGUGUCCACAUCCUGAUUGUGCUCAGAUCGUCCUGACCAUCACUGCAUUGUGUCUGGUGUAAAGAGAUCUGGAUGGUCAAACCAUGUCAAUCAUUGACAGGCAGAACCAUUGACUUGGCAUCAGUUAAUUGUCUUAAAAUAAGUCAAAAUCCAUAUUAUUUUUGAAAGAAUAUCUGUCAAAUAAUUUGCAUAGUCGUGUGAAUUCGGGGAAGAGUGGGACAUUAUAAACUAGGACAGCUUAAUGCUGACGACUUUAUUUCUUGGUCUGAGGAGAGAAAAUCUGAACUAUCUUCACUAAAACGUUGUUUUUUUUCUGUUUUAAUGUUGAGGUUAUAAAACGGUCAUAAAUGAGGCACAGCGCCACAAUUCUGAUGUAAAUGUCCAUACUAUAUGUACUGGUGCAUCAAAUACAUAAAGUUGCCAAUA
Messenger RNA from Oncorhynchus masou masou (cherry salmon), 1465 nucleotides. Its product is annotated as epigen-like. NCBI's taxonomy places the organism in Eukaryota, Metazoa, Chordata, Actinopteri, Salmoniformes, Salmonidae. Gene Ontology annotation, molecular function: growth factor activity; epidermal growth factor receptor binding. Gene Ontology annotation, biological process: positive regulation of mitotic nuclear division; epidermal growth factor receptor signaling pathway; positive regulation of cell population proliferation. The record is from RefSeq and is a predicted model, not a curated record. The transcript has 5 exons. Bases 75 to 584 code for a protein of 169 amino acids.